Molecule: messenger RNA, 1535 nt
Organism: Aspergillus steynii IBT 23096
Lineage: Eukaryota; Fungi; Ascomycota; Eurotiomycetes; Eurotiales; Aspergillaceae
Exons: 2
Coding region: 31-1497 (488 amino acids)
Source: RefSeq, a predicted model, not a curated record
CCCAGAUCCAGUCCUCUCAAUCCAAUAGAAAUGGCGCAUCAGGCGCACAAUAUCCCCUGGGGUCUCCUCGCCUCAAAUCUCGAAUGGAAAUCCCCCACGCCAUGGAACAACUUCGCCACGAACCUCUACCCGCGCAUGAAGCCCAACCAAGCCAAAGACCUCACCCACUUCGUCAACGCGUUCGUCCAAAACCUCGCCGAGCACGCCGCCUGCGAGCGAAAGAAGUAUCCAGCGCACUACGAACCGCCUCAGCCAUCGGACGUGAUCCUCUCCGAUGCGACCGUUCGCAAGAUCUUGCCCACCGUGCGGCGCUGGCGCAACGAGGACUUCCCACUCAGCUGUCGCCAUGAAAUGUGCGAAUGCGACCCGAUCCCCUACGAAGAACGCCUGAUGUCGGCGUUUCUUCGUCCACCCCAUAGCCGUAGCGAGCACUGGGAGUAUCCCCACAUGAACGACGCCGCGUUCUUCAACUUUCAGAUCCUGCAGACCCUGUUGCUCUAUGGUGAGAUGGAUCCCAUCUUGCGGGUCUGCGCCCAUCCCGAUUCUCAUGACCUGUUGAAGUUCUGGUACGUGGGUGACUUUUGGGAAGGUCCCGGUGAUCUCGGAUGGGACAAGAUAUGCCAACACAUGACCAAGGUCUACAUCUGCCUGAACAUCGCCUACUGCUUCCCGGAGACCUGGGACUUUGCAUCCGGCAGGACGGAGGAAAAUGACUACCGCAACGCCAAAUUCUACCAGAAGACGCUCAUCACGGCGGCGGGCGUAACCCCCUGGGAUGUGAGGACAUACCCGCACACGCAGUUCUUCGGCAUGGAAGAAUCCUGCGGUAGACUCGACUUGCGGACCAACACGGGAAAGAGCGAGCAUUGGCUUCUCGACGAAGGAUACAACGCAAUGAUGAGAAAUAAGGGGAAGAGACAAUGCGCACGUGCGUCCUUGUGGGAUUUCAAAUACAAGGCCGAGAAUAAUCCCGUGGGGUUUUAUGGACGGGUGCCCAUCCACGAGUUCCUGGCGCUGUGGAUGCCGGAGGGCUGGGGGUAUGCGCCGUCAGGGGACGAGGUAGAUGAGGUUCGCGCGGUGUUGUGCCAGCGGGGACUUCCCGUGGAGCUGGCGCUGGAUGUGAUGGAUUUCGCGGGCUACAGGCCACCGAGGGGCAGGCUGGGUGUUCCGCAUGAUCCGAUGCAUCCGGGAAAUCGAGAAGCUUUGGGUCAGUAUCUGAAGUACUGCUGGCAGACUAUGGUGAGGUGCUAUACCCUGGCGACGGAGAUGGGGAUGGACCCCGUGGGUUCGAUGAAUGCGGGUGAGGGCAUGAAUUGGAAAAACUUCGUCGCGGAUGCCAUUGUCGACCUGUUUGGGCAUCAUAAAGAUGGACGCAAGCACCAUUGGACUGAGGUGGAGUUCGUGGAAAAGCUCCCCCGAGUCUGGUAUAAGAAGGAGUCGGUGUCGGAUGAUGACGCCCCAGACGGUUGGCGAGGACCGUUUACUACUUUUGUGUGAUGCUGUGAUGCUGCGAUGAUCAAGCGAUAGCUUUAACG